Messenger RNA from Salmo salar (Atlantic salmon), 3824 nucleotides. It is a transcript of the gene pisd, whose product is annotated as phosphatidylserine decarboxylase. The record is from RefSeq and is a predicted model, not a curated record. Lineage: Eukaryota; Metazoa; Chordata; Actinopteri; Salmoniformes; Salmonidae. Gene Ontology annotation, biological process: phosphatidylethanolamine biosynthetic process. Gene Ontology annotation, molecular function: phosphatidylserine decarboxylase activity. Gene Ontology annotation, cellular component: mitochondrion.
CCCCAGACAGACCAGUCCUCCUCCAGUCUUCCACCGUCACCAGUCUCCUGCAGUUCCUCUCAGGUCAGCCGUGAAACAGUCAGCCCACCCAGAAGAUUCCCGUUCUCUAGUACAAAAUCACUUCCAGAGGCCCUUGGAUCCCUGAGAGAGAAGAGGAGCGAACGGAUUACCCUCCACCACGUCACAUCCGUCCUACCAGAGAAGGGGCUGGGCUUGAGAGUAGCAGAGCGAGAGAACGAGAUCCAGCAAGAGAACAGAAGUGCGCACACCGAGCGAGAGCGGCAGCCCCAGUGAGCGCGAGAGAGAAGCAUCUGUAAUCCCCCCCCACGCCUUCAGUGAUAAUGUGUCAGAACAGGAGCCUUCAGCGGGCGGCAGCGCAGAGCUCAGGGAAAUGGUGAGAUGCUGCAGGUCUUUGCACAGCCCUCCGUCUUGCUACAAUCUCCACAGAGUUAGGGUUGAUGUGCGCCGGCUCCGGACGAUCAGCUCCACAGGAGCUGCCGGGGAGCAGGGGGGAAGCAACGGCGGCAACGUCUCAGGCCACGGGGCCCAAGCACUCAGCCACAGGAACCGAUUCAGGUUGCAGUUCCCUCAGUUGGCCUUGCGGCGUCGUCUUGGCCAGUUGAGCUGCAUGUCCCGGCCCGUCUUGCGGCUGCGCUCAUGGCCGCUCAGCUUCCUCUACUACUUCCUGACCUUCGGUGCACUCAAGCCCCUGGCCAAGGUUGGCUGGAGACCAACAAGCAGGGUUGCUCUGUACAAGACCAUCCCAACACGGCUGCUGUCUCGGGCCUGGGGUCGCCUGAACCAGGUGGAACUACCGACCUGGCUGAGAAAGCCAGUCUAUAGUCUGUAUAUCUGGACGUUUGGCGUCAACAUGCAGGAGGCGGCUGUGGAAGACCUAAUUCAAUACAGGAACCUGGGAGAGUUCUUUAGACGGAAACUCAAACCGGCUCUCCGGCCCGUGUGCAACUCGCACUGCGUGAUCAGCCCAGCAGACGGGAAGAUCCUGCACUUUGGGCGGGUGCGGAACUGUGAGGUGGAGCAAGUCAAAGGAGUCACCUACUCUUUGGAGACCUUCCUGGGACCCCACACCUGGGCUGAGGCCAUCAAUUGUACCAUCAAGCCAUCAAAUGAAGAGGACCCCAGCUCAUUCCAGGACCUGCUGGUGACUAAAGAGGGGAAUGAGCUGUUCCACUGUGUGGUGUACCUGGCUCCAGGAGACUACCACUGCUUCCACUCCCCCACAGACUGGAGAGUGGCCCACAGAAGACACUUCCCUGGCUCUCUGAUGUCAGUGAACCCUGGCGUGGCUCGCUGGAUCAAAGAACUGUUCUGCCAUAACGAGAGAGUGGUGCUGAGCGGAGAGUGGACGCACGGCUUCUUCUCCCUCACCGCUGUAGGAGCCACCAACGUGGGCUCCAUACGCAUCUACUUUGACAAGGAGCUUCGGACCAACAGCCCACGCUACAGCAAAGGCUCGUACAACGACUUCAGCUACUUGUCUAACAACAACCAGGAGGGCGUGAGCAUGAGAAAAGGGGAGCACCUGGGAGAGUUCAACCUGGGCUCCACCAUCGUCCUGCUCUUCGAGGCUCCGCACGACUUCACCUUCAACCUGAAGGCCGGCCAGAAGAUCCGCUACGGAGAACCCCUGGGGACUAUGUGAGCCAAGAUGGCUGACCAGAGAGACGCUUUCUGGGGGAAACAGACUAAACUAUAAGAAACUGAUGGACACGCUAACGUGCGUGUACAGAUCCAAGGGGACUUGCGUGCGCACAAACAAACACACACACACACGCACACACACACUCAUUCAUACACUGACAUUCAGUAAAUGUACUGUACAUUGAAAUUGAGAGAUGUACAGCUACCAUACGAUGCACUGACUGACUCACAGCAAAAACUCACAAGCCACCACUGUUGCUUUACUAACAAAGGGGUCUCCCUGCUCCAUCGACUAGUUUCAAUUAACUAUUUACUUAUUUUCACAAUUGAUUACGACCAGCAAAAGCAAGAUAGUUUACAGCAAUUAGUUACUUUUUUGUUCCAUAAGAAUAACAUAGCUUUUACAUUUUAUUAGCAUCUUUUAUUUUGUUUUGAUACAUUUUACCCAUAUUGCCUUUUGUCAGGGGUCUCCUCGUCAAUGGGGAGUUUCUCUGAGGUUUCAGACACGAGCAGCACUAGCCUGAUUUUAAAGAUCUGCUUAGUGCCGUGGAGCCCAACUCCUUUGUCCGUUGGCCAUACAUCACAAACAGAUCUGGGACUAGGCUAGCGAGCUGCGAGACGCAUCCACACACAGGUUACCCCUGUCACACUAAGCCACUAUCAUGUGGACAGGCUUCCCUAUAUAGUAUACACACCUACAGUAAACACACCAUGAAGAAGGAAUGUACCAGAGACUAUAUACAGAGCUACCCUCUUCUCUUUCCCUCCCUCCUUCACUCUGAUACUGAGCGCCUUCCUCCUCUCCUGUCUCUUACACUCUCCGUCCGCACUGCUGGCUCUCCCUCUUCUGCCAUCCCCAGAGAAGGUGCUUGUGUUGGGGUGACUAUGUGGACUCUUCCCCCUUCCUGUCAUGGAGGUAAAGACUGGCACGAUUCCUCCCAGUCAAAUGUGUCUGGGUUGUAUUCAUUAGGCACCUGCAGGGAGAUAACUGUCUGAAACCAGCCAGGAGUACCUGGACUUGGUCCAAUAGGAACCUCCUUAUUUUCAGUGUGUGAUGGGAAAAAAAGAUAUGUUUUGCUAUGGUGUGCCCUAAUGAAAACUUCCCUGUUGUAUUAAGCCCAUGGUGUACGAUCUCUGCCAUCACAGCCAUGCAUUAUUCAUCAUCAUUAGAGGUAGCUAGAAGCGCUGCCUGCUGCCAAUUACUUCUCCUGUAACCCUAACCGUAAAUGACUUCCAAAAGGGGUAUGUCACAUUUUAGAGUAGACAUUAACAUGUGAUGAUGACUUCAGUGAAGAUGAUUUACGAUGACGUGUGUUAAUCUAACCCAAUUCGUCAAUGGACUAAAUCCUGAUGUAUUCCUCUGAAUGGAGCCAUUAAUGUUAUGCUGAUAUACAGCCAUCUGACCAUCAUUACAAAAACAAACCCAUGCCGAAGUGCAGCACUGGUGGUAGGAUCAUGGGAGAGAAUGUGCAAGCUGGUACUGGUAACUUACUUUUUAUCUUCUGCUGUUCAGUUGAAUUUGAAUAAGUUGUUAAACUGGAAGUUAUCUGCCUGUGAUAAUAUUCAAUUAAGUUGGGCUAAACCUUUUUAAGACUGUAAAACUUAUGCUGAUAUCGAUACUAACGAUUGUGACACCCUUCAGAUACCCAGGGCUGAGCUAUUUAAAGCUAUUUUUUUUUCUGUGCUUCUGUUUUAGAUUUUCUAGUAGUGCCAAAAAUACGUUUUUUUGGGUUGUUUUUCGAUGUAUUCAAAAAAAAAUUGCUUUGAACAAAUGUAGACUUCCUGGUGCUUUUUGUGUUUCUGCUGCUGAACUAUUGCUCUGUUUUGAGGGGGUAGCGACCUCUUCUGACUCUGACCCCUCGGUAACGGAAUUCUGACCUCCUGCGUACGACGAGCGGUGGUCACAGACGUGAUGGACCGGCGAGAUGCCGGUGACACCAAACCCCUUGGCUACAUCGUCGUCCCACAAAUAGUGUCACAUACAGAAACCAAACACCAGGGCCUGGCCACUGCCUGCUGCACACUUGUUUUUAUAUGUACAUUGUAAUAUACUUGAAUCAUGUGACUCAUUCAACACUGCAUAGACUUUAAUCUCACUUCUUUUUUUUUUUUAGAUACAGGAAAACAUGUCUAAUAAAUUUUGGCGUAUUCUUUAAAAAAUA